GGGCGGCGCACCUGGUGUCCCACUGGCUGCCCGAGACCCCAGGAACAAUCUUGGCUGAUCUUGUAGCUGAUUUAUUGUGAUCUUUAAUCGUAAUUCAGCCCAUUUCACUUUUCAUUUGAUGCAGAAAAGGAAGCUUUUCAAUAGAUCGAUGCUACCACAGGCCAGCCUUCAGAGAGAAGCCUGGAAAACUCUUUAAGUUUUAAAAGUUCCCUGUGAUCCAGAGCUAGGAGAAUGUCUAGAAACAUGUGCAGUUCCCGUAGGAAACCCCAGGAGCUCAACACCCCUAUGCAGAAAAGACAGAAGAACACGGGGUGGUUCUGAACCAUGUCUGUGCAAUUCAGAGGGAUGUCUUGUGGACAUCAGAGUGAAAAGACCCAAGGACGACAAGAAGAGUCCCUUUUGGAACCCACACAAUGAUGGAGUGAUGAGAAUCAGUGAAGAGUGUCAGGACCGAGAGCCCAGGACGAACUGAGGCUAUUGAGGACAGCUGAGGACAACAAAGCGUCUUUUCACAUUUGCAUGCCUUGAUGACAGGACGUCCUGAGAAAUGUAAGAGCCCAGUGGGCAAGAGUGCCCAGCCCAGUCACCACUGGAAGCUCUUCAAUCUCAUGGCUCCUCCUGGAGUCAGGGACAGACCCCCUCGCCCCCAAGUCCUGAAGACCCAUGGCUACGGGAGCGUCCUCUUUGCUCAGCCCACCAGGCCCUGCCGAUUACAUGCCAGAGAGGAAAGGGGCUUCUUUGAGCCUUUCGGAGGAAAACAAACCGAGGCUCAGUGACCCCGAGCAGAGCCACAGCCUCAAGCUGGUGCUGGUUGAGAAAACGAACCGCCUGGGCUUAGAGGCCGCUGCCAGCAGGGGGCGCCGCGAUGCAGCGCCGGUGGAGCUGGCCUUGUCCACCGCACUGAACAAGCCCCGACCGGACAAGCCAUGCGCGGGGCAGAGGCAGAGUGCCUUCACGCAGCUGGCACAUCUCCAAGAAAGGCUGGGGGGCAUCUGGGCCCAGGAGAGGGAGCCCAUGGCCCCUCAGACUCCCGUAGGCCAGCUUGACUCCCAAAGGCGGACCCCGGAUGUCCCCAGAACCCCAGCUGGUGGUACAGCGUGGCCUGGCACCCCCCGAGGUGAGCAGAGAAGUGCCUUCCGCAAGCCUGCCAAGCGCCCAGUCGAGCAGCCUGGGUGCCACCCCAUGCGUCCUGCAGAGGGAAAUGCGGAGGGCUCAGGGGAGUUCUCAGGACACCUCAAUACUGUAGACAUCCCAUGCUGGCCUCGACUGUCCACUUCCAAGCUUGUGGGGGAUUUCUGGAACUUGCACAUGCUGUCACAGAACAUUUUACUCUGCAGCUCAUUCCGGGGGGCCCCCAGCCCAUGGCCGGAGCUCGCACAGGUACCCACACCCUCAGUGCCCUCCACCACAGCCUCCCCAGCCCUCCUGCCGCCAACACUCUCUUCUCUGGGCCUGUCCACCCAGAACUGGUGUGCCAAGUGCAGCCUUGCCUUCCGCCUGACGGCUGAUCUGGUCUUCCACAUGCGGUCCCACCACAAAAGGGAAAGCGCAGGCCCGGACCCCCAUUCUAGGAAACGCAGAGCAGAGGCCCUCACCUGCCCCGUUUGCCACGAAUACUUCCGGGAACGCCACCAUCUUUCCAGGCACAUGACUUCUCACAGUUAGUAGGACGCCAAGGAGCACAUCACUGGGCACAGCAUCCGGCAUUCAGUGGUAAGGCAGAGGUCACUCUGGGCCUACAUCGAGGAGGCAGGCUGCGAAAAGUGUCUUCAGAGCUGUUUCUAUUCUCUCCAUCGAUAAACGGCUCUGCUCUAAUCUAAGACACAGCCCAGCCCUUGCGAAGUGGUUUCCUAGGCAAUGACGUCAUGAGUUAGAAGGUUGUGCUUUUCUCAUCUGGGGUUAGCGGGACUCAUAGCCCAGGGAGUGGGGGCUGCUCCUGCCUGUGUCCCUAGUGCUCUGCAUGGAAGUACAUUUGUGCGACAGCGCCUUGGGCUUUGCUAGUGGACAAGCGUGCUUUCCAUCUGGCUCCUUCACCUAUGAGCCAUGACCUUGGGACACUUUCCUUUAACCUGUUGGACCUCAGUUUUCUCAUCUUGAAAAUGGGAUGGUAACACUUGUAUCUGAGGAAUGUGAUCUCAGACACAGGUGUGUGGAAAGGAGCUGGCCCACUGCCUUGGAGAAUGUGAGCACAGGAGGAGGCUCAUGGCCGCUGCUUGCAUUAGCUGCCUUUGUUAUCCGUGAAAUCCCGGGACCAGCCAAGCACAGACAGAUCUGUGACAAGGUGAAGCAUGAACUGGACUUGGCUGGGGUAUAGCUCAGGUUACAGGUUCAUUCGAGGCCACAUUCUUUUUCUAUGGAGUCAAUAGGUCACCCAGAGCCAACUUCUCUUAACAGGAAAGCUAGGAGCACCAAAUUGCAGCCCAAAUGCCUAGGUGCAUCUCGGGCGUCUUCCUGGGUCACAAGUCUGACUUCCCCUGGGACAAGACAAGUCAUAUGUCCAGGCCCAAAAUGACUUAGUAGAAAAGGGGCACACUGGCCUGGCUGAAACUGUGAUCACAGAGUGGGAACCAGCAAUUCAACCUACCUGUUCGGUGGAUCUUCAUGCGGUGAAUAGAUGUGAAAUGGGAAAAUAGAAUAUACACCGUUUCUUCUGGCUGACCUGCAGGGGCUAUUUUAGCUCAGUGUUUAGGAAUUUAAGCUUGCAAAGACUCACAGCUUUCCCAAGACUGCUUACCUGUAACAUGGGCGGAAGAACAAGAGCCGACAACUCUUGGCCCGGCGUACAUGUCCUUUCUAGCCUGCCGUCCACCUGCUCAGUCACGUGGUCAUGGAAUGUCCUAGAAUACUCAAAAAUCGGCACUUAGAAGCUGGUCUGGACUCCCUGCUUUCAAAUUCACCUUGCCACAUUUACACACACAUACAGUCAUUCUUCUUUGAGCACUUUUUACCAUUUUGGACACUAAGUAUUAUGCCAAUUUAUCUUGUUUAUAGUGGCUCUUAAUAGUAGAACGAAAGAACAUUUUGUUGUAUUUUUGUUUGGUUGGUUUCUUUUUUAACUGCUAUUUUAAUUAUUGUCUAGAGCAAUGUGUGCAUACAAUAGGCACUCAGUAGAAAUUUGUUCAAAGAGCAGCUGGAUGAAUAAGUGAAUAAAUGAAUGAAAUGCUU
Molecule: messenger RNA, 3165 nt
Organism: Jaculus jaculus (lesser Egyptian jerboa)
Lineage: Eukaryota; Metazoa; Chordata; Mammalia; Rodentia; Dipodidae
Gene: Znf488
Product: zinc finger protein 488
Exons: 6
Coding region: 664-1665 (333 amino acids)
Biological process (GO): regulation of DNA-templated transcription
Cellular component (GO): nucleus
Source: RefSeq, a predicted model, not a curated record